Molecule: messenger RNA, 2091 nt
Organism: Trematosphaeria pertusa
Lineage: Eukaryota; Fungi; Ascomycota; Dothideomycetes; Pleosporales; Trematosphaeriaceae
Exons: 4
Coding region: 335-2074 (579 amino acids)
Biological process (GO): magnesium ion transport
Cellular component (GO): membrane
Molecular function (GO): magnesium ion transmembrane transporter activity
Source: RefSeq, a predicted model, not a curated record
AACUUCGACGGCAUUCAAUAUUUCUCCUUGCGCCGCCUUUAAAUUGCGCGCGCUCGCAGCUGACUUGGGCAUUUGGUGCCGGCGCUCCUGCCCUCGAUCCAGGCGACAUCAUCACGCCGCUGAUCCCUGCCUCGGCUGGCGCUGCCCAUCCUCACGUCCUCGUGGCCCGUCUAGCUGUGACGCAUCGACGCAUCCGUAGUUGUUGCUGCGCUGGUCGCUUCCAACAGCCUUCCUCACUCCCUCAACACUCCCACCACCACGCAUAUCUGCAGCAUGCGUCCGCCGGCGAGGUAGCAGCAACCCCAGUGCGCCGAUAGCGUCCUAACGAUCGAACAUGGUGGAGCUCUCCGCGGGCGCCAGCAUUGCUCUUGGAGUAAUCGUUGGCCUCGCUUCUACCAGCAUCCAGAGCAUCGGCUUGACCCUGCAGCGCAAGUCGCAUCUCCUCGAGGAAGAGAAGGACGACGACUACGAGAGGAGACCACCGUACAAGCGGCGGAGAUGGCAGCUGGGUAUGCUCAUGUUCGUGGUGGCGAAUUUGGUCGGCAGCACCAUCCAGAUCACCACCCUGCCGCUACCGGUCCUCUCGACCCUCCAAGCCUCUGGGCUCGUCUUCAACUCAAUAUGCGCCUCCAUCAUCCUCAGCGAACCCUUUACGCGAUACUCGUUCAUUGGCACUAUACUUGUGGCAGGAGGAGCUCUUAUGAUUGGAAUAUUUGGCGCUAUUAGCGAACCGUCGCACAACUUGGACCAACUGUUGGAACUUCUAGGACGACGUCAGUUCGUGAUCUGGAUGUUCGGGACGUUCGUCAUAGCCCUCUUCCUGGUCGUUUCCACAUGGGUCCUCAAACGCCUCUAUCAUCGCCCAACUCCCCGCUUGCGACUUGUUCGAGGCUUGUUCUUUGGCUGCGUCAGCGGCAUUCUCUCCGCCCAUUCCCUCCUUAUCGCAAAGAGCGCCGUCGAACUCCUAGUCCGCACCAUUGUGGAUCGCCACAAUGAGUUCAACCGCUGGCAGUCGUGGAUGAUUCUCAUCGGACUCAUUGCAUUCGCAUUGACACAGCUCUAUUACAUGCACCGCGGUUUGAAAUUAGUCAGCACCAGCGUUCUAUACCCCCUCAUAUUUUGCGUUUACAACGUUAUUGCCAUCGUAGACGGAUUGGUAUAUUUCCAUCAGUCAUCCAGAUUAUCGAACCUACACGCGGGGCUACUUUCUCUUGGGACAGUCAUACUACUGGCCGGAGUUGUAGCGUUGAGUUGGCGCUUGGAGGAAAGCGAUGAAGUGCCUAUGUCACCCCUCGCCGCCAAGCACAAAGGCCAUGUGCCAAUGCCCCAGACCGUUCUCACACCCGGAAUUGGCCUUGUCCAUGGUGACCUGGACAAUGAACCCACCUCUCCCGUUGAUUUGGAAGAACAACCGCCAGGCCUUCAUGGAGCUAUACGCGAACAACGGAAACGCCACAAUGUGGAUGAGAGAACGCCACUGCUUGCCCGAGCGCCGACGGGCCCGGCGUUCACAGUAACGUCCCGGCCAAAGAGAAGGCCGGCACUAAACACUACCCAACCUCAUAGCCCCCAGGGAAGUCCUUCCCCUCGCAGACCGCCAAGAAGGCGGCGCAUGACCGUUUCGGAGGAGACGAAUGAGAUUUGGGAUGAGCUGAACGAUCGAGAUGCUUUGCCCUCACCAGCUCGACGCUCAGCAGAUCUGGAACGGAGACCUCGAUCCGGAACCUUGCCCGCGCGUCGGAAAAAUAAUUCUUCGACAUGGCUGAAUCAGAUGAGAAGACGAUCGUGGUUCGAGGGUAUUAGCAUGGGUGGUCGACGAAAUAGCAGCGUAUCUCAGGGCAAAAGGCCUGCCGAUAGCUCCUCGUCCUUGCUUUACCAUCCGGACCCCGAAGAUGAAGAUCACUCAGAUCCGGAUGCAGUUCUUAGUCCUCGCAACAGGAGGAGGGGGACGUGGGAUUUUGGUAACUGGGGUGGCCAAAGAAACCAAGAGGGUCUAGGCGAUUGGUUCAAGCUAAAAUGGUGGCGGAAGAGGUGGAGAGACGGUGAGGAGGGAGAUGACGAUAGGGGAGCAUGAUACACCACUACGCUAGC